This is a messenger RNA of Cladophialophora carrionii CBS 160.54, 1770 nucleotides long. RefSeq lists its product as uncharacterized. The transcript has a single exon. The record is from RefSeq and is a predicted model, not a curated record. The coding region runs from base 1 to 1770 and encodes 589 amino acids. Lineage: Eukaryota; Fungi; Ascomycota; Eurotiomycetes; Chaetothyriales; Herpotrichiellaceae.
AUGGACCCUGAUAAAGCUCCUAACGACGGAGUCCCUGACCCUUCGUACGUUGUGACAGAACCACUAUGCACAACACCGGACGACUCUACAGGUUUGUCUCUGCCCGGCCCAUCACUAGGGGAUGUUCAGAGCAUUGACCAGGCGUCUGUUACACCAGGUGUAUCACGCCAGGAAAGAGCAUGUGCUAAUCUACGUAAGCGAUCGACCAAAGAAGAUGUCAUGUUCGUAACGAACAAGCGACAGAAGAAUUCUUCCAAAGUACGAGAAGCUGCUAUCGCCAACCUACGACAAGGAUGUCGGAAAUCAGCAGGUGGUCUUUCGGCUGACAUGCCCGACACCGGAUCCCCUAAGGAAGACCGAUAUCCCCUCAGGAAUCUGACAAACCCCGGACUGCAGGAGGAAGCAGCCUCAGAACGAGUUUCCGCAGACGACGCUACCACGCCAUCAGCUGUGAACCAGGAUGGCUUUACGGAGGUAGGACGCGCUAUGUCGCUGGGAAAUAGCGCGACGUCUAAACCAGAGACAGCUAGCAAGGCAAAAUCAGUCCAGCCGGUCAAUCGGAAGCAUGCGCUCGCACCUAACACUCAUAAGCGUACCAGGUCGCUGGCUAAAGACCAACACCCAUCUGGCUCUGUGGUCGUCAAUCAAAUCGAUGAAAAGGACGACUCUGCGGACCCGAUGGAGUGCGAGGCGUCCGCCCACGACCCUGCACCACAAGCGCCCUCCCUGGCCACACCCAAUGAGCAGAUGGCGGCCUUAGGGGCUGCAGGCGAGACCAUGCGGGAGAAUGAUGCCAAUGGGGGAGGUGAUCAAGUAUCAGCGAUGCGGCUUUACGAUAUCGAAAACACGGCCAGCGAAUUGCCUGACAGUGAGGAUGAAUUUCUACCGGAGGACUCUCCAUCAAAAGAGCACGACGAAGACCAUGUGCAGCCACGACAAACGACGCACUCUCGGCCUUCAAACUCGAGGCGUGGCUCGCCGAAUUCCAGAUCAGCCGAAUCGACGACCAUCGCAGCAAGUAACAUGAGCGCCUCAGAUGCUCAGUCGCCCUCGACGCUCGGAACAAGAGGACGUCUUAGCCCAAGAGCUUCCCCACUUACGACGCCGGCUGAGUCUCGGAGUGUUUCUCGUCCGAGGAUUGUGAGCAAGAAGACGGCCGAUGUCAAAGAAGAUGAUGCGCGAGCAAUUGAGAAACUGAAAGCCAUGCUCGUCAUGUUCGAGUCUGAUUCCGAGGACGAGGAUGAAGAGGUGGAGUGCGAGGGUGAUUUCCAGCCACUUCCUCCACCCCGUGUCGACCCACUCUGGCAACGACCCGAAAGAUCUCGCAACUUAUUUGACAUCGAUCCUUCUCUCGACAUGACCGACCCAGCCAACCGCUUGGCAGCAGCGGGGAUCUUACCGUCCAGCACGAGACCGUCGAAGAAGAAACUGAUGGGUAACCUCCUGUUGUACCAGUGCGCCGAACGCAAAAAGAGAUUUGGCAAUCCUCACCAAGAAGUGCGCCGCUACCCGGAAGAAGCGCUAGUCACUACGGACGUGCAGCUGGGCAUCGACUUUGAAGCACCAGGAGAUCCGCAGGUUAAGACGGAGAAAGCUACCAUGACGUUUCGAGAAUUUCUGGGUGCGCCGAAGAAUCCGGUCAUCGAGGCCAGGAAGGACCAACUCGUAUUUCGUGAGAAGGAACAGAUGCAACGUGUCGCCGGGAGGAACGGAAGGACGAGACGCAAGAUGGAGUCGGACGUCUUUGCUUUCAUGGAAGGCGGCAACUAA